UAGUCAGCGUCCACCACACGGAACCAUUAUUAUUAUUUAAACACCCACCUUGUCACCAAAAUCUAGUCACACUCUGCACACCGGGUCCACCAUACGACUCUUCAUCUCCGUCGCUGACUGGACCGGACCGGACGAUCACUCCACUAUCUCUGCCAGCUUUCGUAAUCGUUAGAAGUCGAGGACUCAAGGUCAAAUAAGUCAAAGUUGGGAUUGCGUGUUCUUGGGGUGAGUUGGUCGUGGAUCGGAUUUGGAGAUAAUUUUCGAGAUUCGACAAAUAAAAAGGAACUAGGAAAAGAAAUAUUGGUGAGAAGCUUGUGAAGAUACUGAGGGUUUCUCUACAUUGUAUUUUUUAGGCUGGGCCACAAUCAUGAAUUUGCACGGAAAGGACAUUCCAAGUGAUCGGGAAUCGAAAUUAGUAAGACUGUUGGCACGGCAGCAGCGAUUCACAGAAAACAAAACAUAUUAUGAACCAAAUCAAACAGGACUCUAUGACAGGGAAGAUGAUUGGAACGUCCUCAUAAAGAAAGCAGAGACAUUUGAGUUGACGGAAUCGCAGAAGCUUUUAGUAAAUCGGGAGCAGUUACGUAUACUUGAGAAACUACUUAACGAUGCCUAUGUAAUUCGUAGGCCAAAGCCAAGCGAAUAUGAAAAUCGCAAACAAGUGAUCCGAGUUCUUAAUGAUAUAGCUAAAGAUUUAUACGGUAAUUCUGCCAGCUGUCCUGUUGUUGAGGAAUUUGGUUCCUUUUCAAUGGACUUUUUUACUCCCGAAAGUGAUCUUGAUCUCUCCAUUAACUUCCCAAAUAGUCCGUUAGUGUUUCCUCGAGAGCAGAAAAUUAAAACGCUUCGGAAGUUUUCAAAAAAACUCUAUUCACUUCAAAGUGCAGGUCGUGUACAAAAUGUGCAGCCUGUGAUGAGGGCUAAGGUACCCAUUCUUAAGUUUGUUGAUACCGCAACAGGUGUCGAAUGUGACAUUUCAGUAGAAAACACAGAUGGAAUUUCAAAAUCCCUUAUUAUACGCUACAUUAGUUCAAUAGAUGAACGGUUUCGGAAGCUAAGUUUAUUGAUGAAAGCGUGGGCAAAAGCACAAGACAUUAACAGCCCAAAAGACCAAACACUUAGUUCUUUAUCUAUAAUAUUAUUGGUUGCUUUUCAUCUACAGACUCGAGAUCCUCCUAUAUUACCUCCGUUUUCCGCCAUACUAAAAGAUGGAGAUGAUCCUGCAUCCGUGAAGAAUUCAGUUAGAGGCUUCCAGAACUACGGUAGAAGAAAUACAGAAACGUUAGGUGAAUUGUUCGUGACGUUUUUAAUCAAGUUAGCAUCUGUCGAAAAGCUUUGGCCAAAAGGUCUGUGUGCUAGUCCUUAUCUAGGACAUUGGUCACCUAAAACCUGGGACAAUAAAAUAGCCAUAAUGAGUGUUGAGGAUUUCUUUGACCGGGCCCAAAAUGUGGCCAGAGCGGUUGGAAAGUUAGAAGUGAAAAUAAUCCAUGAGUUGGUUCAUCUUACAAUUCAAAAUCUCGGUCGUUUCAUGAAUGUUAACCUUGACGAGUUAAAGUUAAAAGAAUCACUUUUUGGCAUUGAUGGUAUGCACUCUAUCGUUGUCGAACAAAAAUUGAACGCAUGGAAACAAAGUCUUGAAAAAAAGACCACAAAAACCAAGUUGAUCACGAACAAUGUCUAUAACCCAAACGGUGCGAGUCCAUCAACCAGGCCACUGCCAACCGGCCACUUGGGUGUGCCACAACGUCAAGCUGUGACUGCAGGCUUGGAGACACCAUGGGCACACCAGUCGUUUUACCAACAGCCAAUGAUGGGAACAACGGGGGUUGCAGGGGGUGUACCAGCAAACCAGUGGUGGGAAACGGCUUGGGGAGGACCCGUGUGGACACAAGGCUGGGGUGGUGGGCCUGGUGGUUCGUCUACGGGCGGUUGGGGUGCGGCCAAUGGAGCCGCUUUCACGAAUGGUCGGUCACAAGAGACGCAGCCUGCAACGGAUCCUUGGGGAAGAAGGCAGCAACAACCUCCUUACGGGAAUUCUUCCAAUGCGCACGGUACAACAUAUCGCUAAGACUCGAUUUUUAAAUGUCUAACCAGAUCGCACCCAUGUGGCCUUUUAUAUCAGGUUUGUUUGCUUUACCGUGUGUUUGGCUGUUUAUAACUGUAGUUUACAUUUCUGGUGUCGGGAUGCCUUUUUUUGUAUCACUAGUCGGUUUAAAACCGUGUUGUUUGACUUGACGGGAUAGAGGGGUGUUCAAUACAAAGCUAUUUAAUUUUAUGUACAUAUUGUUUUACUUAAGAGAUUUGGUCGCUAGCCUAGCGAUAUUAAGGUUGUA
This is a messenger RNA of Helianthus annuus (common sunflower), 2330 nucleotides long. Its product is annotated as protein HESO1. Lineage: Eukaryota; Viridiplantae; Streptophyta; Magnoliopsida; Asterales; Asteraceae. The transcript is spliced from 14 exons. Gene Ontology annotation, molecular function: nucleotidyltransferase activity. The coding region runs from base 368 to 2065 and encodes 565 amino acids. The record is from RefSeq and is a predicted model, not a curated record. Gene Ontology annotation, biological process: RNA 3'-end processing.